GACCAAUCAGAUGAGUCUCCAUCCCGCUGUGGUCGACACCCAACACCCCCAGCCAAGUGCUCGCCCAGCGAGAUGCAGUGUCGCUCAGGAGAGUGCAUUCACAAGAAGUGGAGGUGUGACGGUGACUCCGACUGCAAGGAUGGCAGUGACGAAGCGAACUGUCCUGUUCGCACCUGUGGGUCGGAUCAGUUCAAAUGUGACGAUGGAAACUGCAUCCUGAGCAGCAGACAGUGUAAUGGCCUCAGAGACUGUGCAGACGGAUCAGACGAGGCAAACUGUAGAAACAUGACUCAGUGUAAUGGUCCAGAGAAGUUCAAGUGUCGCAGCGGGGAGUGCAUAGAGAUGAGCAAAGUGUGCAACAAGGUCAGAGACUGUCCCGACUGGAGCGACGAACCGAUCAAGGAAUGCAAUUUUAACGAGUGUCUCCUGAACAACGGUGGCUGCUCGCACAUCUGUAAAGACAUGGUGAUUGGCUACGAGUGUGACUGCACGCCUGGGCUCCAGCUUAUAGACCACAAGACCUGCGGAGAUAUCGAUGAGUGCAUGAAUCCCGGCAUUUGCAGUCAGAUCUGCAUCAACCUGAAGGGAGGGUACAAGUGUGAAUGCCACAACGGCUAUCAGAUGGAUCCGACCACCGGCGUCUGCAAGGCUGUUGGUAAGGAGCCCUGCCUGAUCUUCACCAACCGCCGUGAUAUCCGUCGUCUGGGCCUGGAGAGGAAGGAGUACACUCAGAUUGUGGAGCAGCAGAGAAACGCAGUGGCUCUGGAUGCAGACUUUGACCAGCAGACCAUUUUCUGGGCUGACCUGGGCCAGAAGGCAAUCUACAGCACUCUUCUGGACAAGCGUGUAGACAUUGGCACCCAUAAGAAAGUCAUUGACAACGUGCAGACUCCAGUGGGAAUCGCUGUGGACUGGAUCUACAAGAACUUGUACUGGUCUGAUCUCGCAACCAAAACAAUCUCUGUGGCCAGUUUCAAUGGUACCAAGCAGAAAGUUCUGUUUAACAGGGGCCUCAAAGAACCGGCCGAUAUUGCUGUGGAUCCGCUGUCUGGGUUUCUGUACUGGUCUGACUGGGGAGAGCCAGCCAAGAUAGAGAAAUCUGGUAUGAACGGAGUGGACAGACGGGUUCUGGUGGCGACAGACAUCCAGUGGCCUAAUGGCAUCACACUGGAUCUGAUCAAAGGCAGGUUGUACUGGGUCGACUCAAAGCUGCACAUGCUCUGUAGCGUCGACCUAAACGGGGACAACAGGAAUAAAGUGCUCCAGUCUUCAGAGUACCUCGCUCACCCCUUUGCUCUCACCGUUUUUGAGGAUCGAGUCUUCUGGACUGAUGGGGAAAAGGAAGCAAUCUACGGUGCAAACAAGUUCACAGGCUCCGACGUGGUUACGCUGGCCAGCAACCUGAACGACCCCCAGGACAUCAUAGUGUACCAUGAGCUCAUUCAGCUGUCAGGUACUAACUGGUGCUCAGAGAAAGGUGAAAAUGGAGGCUGCAGCUACAUGUGCCUGCCUGCACCACAGAUCAACAAACACUCCCCCAAAUAUACGUGCGUGUGUCCCGAGGGCCAGGAGCUGACUGCUGACGGCUUGCGCUGCAGACCUGACCCUACGUUCAAAGGUCCUUCAAAGGAUGCUGGGAAAGCUCUAAUACAGCCACCCCCAGGUAAAACUGUUGGCUGCACUGCGUUUGUCUCUGGCUCGCUGAUGGCUCGCUUUAAAGAAUGUUGGGCUUGGUUCAAAAAUGAAUAAAAAAAAACAAAAACA
This is a messenger RNA of Neolamprologus brichardi, 1764 nucleotides long. The record is from RefSeq and is a predicted model, not a curated record. NCBI's taxonomy places the organism in Eukaryota, Metazoa, Chordata, Actinopteri, Cichliformes, Cichlidae.